GACAGUUUUCUCCAGACCGGAAAGCGACACAAAGCGACAUGGCUGGGACAGUGACUGGAGGAUUAUCCCCCACAAAGCUGGCCACUCCUGAAGUUCAGGCCAUCACUAAUCAGGUGAAGAGCCAGUUGGAAGAGAGAGCAAAUGCGAAAUACUCCAUAUUCAAGGCAGUUUCGGAUUGUACGCAGGUGGUCGCCGGCACGAACUACUUCAUCAAGGUCCAAACAGGUGAUGGCGAGAGAGACUACGCCCACCUGCGGGUGUUCAAGGCCCUGCCAAGCAGAGGGGGCGGAAUUGAGUUCGUUGGCUACCAACUGGGCAAGACCAAGGAUGACCCCAUCACCUAUUUCUAGCCACAGAGCGCCGUCUCUGCAGGGAGUCACAGGGCAUCAAUAAAGGGAAUGUAUCGGAAGCCUUUACGCCUGCCUGUUGUCCAGGAAAGCUAAUGCCGUAAUAAACGUGUUACUGCUGAA
Elgaria multicarinata webbii is the source of this 470-nucleotide messenger RNA. RefSeq names its product cystatin-A-like. NCBI's taxonomy places the organism in Eukaryota, Metazoa, Chordata, Lepidosauria, Squamata, Anguidae. Gene Ontology annotation, molecular function: cysteine-type endopeptidase inhibitor activity. Bases 39 to 350 code for a protein of 103 amino acids. Gene Ontology annotation, cellular component: cytosol. The record is from RefSeq and is a predicted model, not a curated record. The transcript has 3 exons.